Sebastes umbrosus (honeycomb rockfish) is the source of this 2562-nucleotide messenger RNA. RefSeq names its product alpha-1,6-mannosyl-glycoprotein 2-beta-N-acetylglucosaminyltransferase. Gene Ontology annotation, biological process: oligosaccharide biosynthetic process; protein N-linked glycosylation. Gene Ontology annotation, cellular component: Golgi membrane; Golgi stack. The record is from RefSeq and is a predicted model, not a curated record. The coding region runs from base 405 to 1670 and encodes 421 amino acids. The transcript has 2 exons. NCBI's taxonomy places the organism in Eukaryota, Metazoa, Chordata, Actinopteri, Perciformes, Sebastidae. Gene Ontology annotation, molecular function: alpha-1,6-mannosylglycoprotein 2-beta-N-acetylglucosaminyltransferase activity.
GCUCCGUCUCUCCCCCUGGUUGGCUGGAUGGGACACGUCAGCAGUCAAUAAGUUGUAGAGACAGACUCCACCGAGAUGUCUCAUGGUCCGGACCCAUCAUCCUCCUCUUCCUGGUUAUGAGCGUGUUGACACCUACUAGUUUGGGGGUGGCAAAAAAAAACAAGCGUCAGUUUGGACAAAUGUCUCAGUUUACUGGUGGAGACACCGUCGAGAGGCGCGCGGAGGAGCAGCAGCAGCAGCAGCUAGAGCGAGACGGUUGACAUGUCACGACACGCGUCACGCGACGAGUUUCACGAGAGUUUGACGGCGCGAGGACACUGAGUUCACAAUGAAGACUUUAAAGUGAAUGAAAAGCCAUUUUUUUUUUGUUGUGCUCCUCAAAGUGUGUUUUUAACUGUAAGAAGAUGAGGUUCAGGCUGCUCAAGAAGAACCUGCUGGCGCUGCUGGGUGUUUCCGUGGUAGUUGUGACUCUCCUGUUUUCCACACGUGUGUUGUUACUGUCUGAUAAUGACACAUCUGGACCUACUCAUAGUAACAAUAACGCUCAGGGCAACCAGGCCAUGCACUCUGGUGACGUCAAGUUCAACUUUGGCUCUCUCCCAGAGUUGACUAAGUCAGUUUAUAACGCCAACUACAAGCAGUGUGUCCACAAUGCUGACAAGUUCCCGGGGGAGCCUCGGCUGGUGCUGGUCGUGCAGGUCCACAACAGGCCCGAAUACCUCAAGCUGCUCGUCAGAUCCCUGGAGAGAGCCGCCGAAGUCCACGGCUUCCUCCUCAUCUUCAGCCAUGACUACUUCUCAGAGGAAAUCGAUGCCAUCGUGCGAGGGAUAACUUUCUGCAAAGUGCUGCAGAUUUACUUCCCCUUCAGCACACAGCUGUAUCCCGACGAGUUUCCUGGGAAGGAUCCACGGGACUGCCCUCGGGACAUAUCCAAGGGCGACGCGCUCAAAACAGGAUGCCUCAACGCGGCUCAUCCCGACUCCUACGGGCACUACAGGGAAGCCUUCAUAACUCAGACCAAACACCACUGGUGGUGGAAGUUGCACUUCGUGUGGGAGCGGGUGCAGGCGAUGCAGGGCUACGACGGGUUCGUGAUCUUCCUGGAGGAGGACAACUACAUCCUACCUGACUUUUUCCAUUAUUAUAAAUCCAUGAUGGAGUUCAGGAAGAGCCACUGCGCUGACUGCGACAUGCUGGCUUUGGGGAACCACGACGGUUUAACUGAUUUCACCAAACUGUCCAACAAGGUGUUGACCACCGGUUGGAUGUCCACUAAACACAACAUAGGCAUGGCCAUCUCCAGGGAGGUGUACUACAAGCUGAUGGGCUGCAACGUGGAGUUCUGCACCUACGACGACUACAACUGGGACUGGACCCUGCAGCACCUCUCGGGCACCUGCAUAGCGAAGCCCGUCAAGGUGCUGGUGGCGCAGGGCUCCAGGGUGCUCCACACGGGAGACUGCGGCCUCCACCAGAAGGAGAACUGCAGGCCGGAGUGGGCCUCGCAGAAGGUGGAGGAGGGCCUUCAUACGGCCAAGGACAGCUUCUUCCCUCCGUCUCUCGUCCUCAGCAGCACAGAGGCGGUGGAGCACAAGGCGCACAUGAAGAACGGAGGAUGGGGGGACGUCCGAGACCACAUUCUAUGCAAUAACUACGCCAAACGUCUUUGAACUGUAACUUUGGGUAAAAAUGUCUAUUGAUAUUCUGCAGAUGUGCCAUUCAUGGGGGGUUUUUGCAACUACAGUCACUUUUGAUUCGCCCAAAAUUAAAAAAAAAAAAAAAAAUUUAAAUUUUAACCACCAGAGUACGUAAUACUUAUAAACCUGUACACAAAAUGACAUAUCAUAUCACUCAUUUUAUGUAUCUCAAAAGAUACCACAGUUGUGGGACAUGAAGAAAAGUGCUGUUUGGACCCAUAAAAUGCUUCAUAAAUUGUUCAAAAUUACAUUAUUUAGUAAUUAUUUUUUUACUUUCAAGAUAGGUAAUAACACGGUGUAUAUAUUUAUCAAGCAUCGCACUGCAAAUGUUGACCCAAAAUUUCAUUGCUGGGACUUUAAAAAUGCCCGUAGUUGCAGAAACACUCUCAUACGUAACAUUUCAGGGUUUCAGAGGCUGCAGUAAUGUUCUUUUCCGGCAAGAUUUUUCAAAAAACAGGACCAAAUCAACUCCACGAAUGCUGCACGUACACAGCUAAACUUGUUCUUCCAGUCAUUUUAUAUUUUGAAUCACCAAAGCUGCACAGUUGCCAAAGACUUUUCUUGAGAUUUGUGUUGUGUAUACUGCAAGCUUGGUCAUGCUGUUCAAUUUCAUGUCACCAGCUUUGUUUAUCUCUGGGUGUCUUACAAGCCAAAACAUUAGAUUAGAUUUAUUGCAUGGGAAGAAUAUAUAUCCGAAUAUGCACACACAAUAAUUUGCAAUUUUAUUUGCAAAUAUUUUUCCUUGUCUGGGAACAUUGCACAGGAUGUUGUUUAAUUCUCAAGAAUUUCAAUUGUGUUAGUGCAUUGCUUUUAUGAUCCAAUAUAGCCGCAAUGCUUUUUUUACAUGUGCUUUUUAAUGGUACGA